Messenger RNA from Strongylocentrotus purpuratus (purple sea urchin), 1735 nucleotides. RefSeq lists its product as uncharacterized. NCBI's taxonomy places the organism in Eukaryota, Metazoa, Echinodermata, Echinoidea, Camarodonta, Strongylocentrotidae. The record is from RefSeq and is a predicted model, not a curated record. The transcript has 6 exons. The coding region runs from base 108 to 968 and encodes 286 amino acids.
GUAAAUUGACUCUGACAGUCUGAGUUGGAUUCUUUUCUGUGGACAAGCAAAUUGUGUAAUUUCCAUCUUUUUUGAUUCAUCUAGGUGCAGGACCAUUUAACGUUGUGAUGGCUGACACACGGAGGGUUCCGGUCAAGCUAAGGCUGAUGACCUAUCUCUGUCCAGGCCUACCAGUGGAGAUCUUUGAAAUGGUGGCCCACUAUCUGGAGGAAAAGAUGAAGUGCCCGGUCUAUCUCAUCUACGAAAGCCGCUGGCCUGGUCCUCCUGCUGAUAGACCAGACCCCUUCACACUGGACGAUGUCGAUAUAGCUUUCAUGAAUGCAGAGCCAUUUACAAGAUUACUAGAGAGGGUCAAAGACAAGGCUGAAUUGCUUCCUGUUGCGCCACUUUCUCCACAUCCAAAGUCCAACAACAAACCAGUCUACUUUUCAGAUGUCAUAGUUCAUGCUGAUAACUGUGAGAAGUACAAAGAGUUCAACGAUAUGAGAGGGAUAAGGUGGGCCUAUUCCAGCCCCAACUCUCCCAGUGGUGUCCUCACCACGCUGAAAGAACUCAAGAAGAGGGGAGAGAGCGUCAUGUUCUUUGGUCACAUCGUCCAGUCAGGGUCCCAUGUGAAGUCUAUUGAGAUGGUGGCAGACAAGAAGGUAGAUGCUGCCGCAAUCAACUCCACCACCCUCAGCUACCAGAUGAAGAAGCAUCCUUCGCUGGCGGAGAAACUCCACAUCAUGGAUUCCUGGGGGCCCUUACCGGUUCACCCCAUGGUGGUCAACUCAAGAAUGUCAGCUGAAUUGAAAAGUGAGAUAGCAAACCAUCUACUCAACAUGCACAAAGAGAAGGUCUGGAGGCGGAGGUUGGAGGAUUUCACGUUGAAACAGUUUGCUCCUGUUACCAUGGAUACGUACAAGGAAGGUGAAGAACUCCGUGAAGCAGUCAGUAAGCUCAGCAUAGAGGGCACUGUUUACUAUUAACAUCCAGGACACGCAUUGCAACGAGUCGACAGUUGGCCGUGGAAUGUGCGGCAUGUGUUGCAGUGAUGCUUCGUAUUUAAUAGCAAUAAGGAGGUUUGGUAAUUUGCUUCAGUCCCCCAUAUAGACUUCAGUGUACUGCAGCACAAUCAAGAAUUGUAGACAAAACAAGAGGGAUUGAUCUAUGUCUUAGCCACAUCACAUUAUAUAGACCAAAUCGAAUACAUUAUAUACUUCACUACAUCAGUUUAAAUCUGACUUAAAAAAGUAUCUGUUUUGAUCAUGCCAGUCUUAACCCAUGUGCUUAUCCCUUUUGAGGAAUAAUAAUAACUAUAACUGUAACAAUAUUAAAUUAGGAUAUACAGGUAGGAUACCGCUGAGUGCACGUCCCAUCUUGCUGAUUUAUGCAAAUGAGCCAUCAGCUGGUGGCAUUGCAACAGCGAUAUCAAAACCCUUUCCACAGUUUGGAAACAAAUUAUAAUUAUUGUAAAGUUAGUGGUGAAAUAGACUGGCCCCUCGAAUGCCCUUCUGUCUCUGAUGCUAAGAAAAGUUGAUGAAAUAGCUCAGGAAUCACCUUUCAUUCCUACUUACAAACUUCUGAUCCAUUCCCUCUGGGUUCUUGAACACAGGAAGAUGUAUUCUUCCCCUGCAUGAAUCGAUCUUAAUGUUCAGAUGAGUAAUUGUUUAAGUCAUUCUUUGUGAACCAGCUACUGCUUGAAGUAACGUAAACCUCUCUCUAUCAAGCAAUAGCAUUUUAGGUUUUCAAACAG